AUGGACACAGACACAGGCAUGCACCAAAUCCAGCACAACAACAACCACAAACAGUUCAAAACCCUGCACAACAACCAACAGUUCAAAACCCUGCACAACAACAACCACAAACAGAGCAAGGACAUAAAAGAAGUAGAGAACAAGGAAACCAAGAUUUCUUAA
Trichomonas vaginalis G3 is the source of this 162-nucleotide messenger RNA. RefSeq names its product protein of unknown function, DUF4106 family. The transcript has a single exon. The record is from RefSeq and is a predicted model, not a curated record. The coding region runs from base 1 to 162 and encodes 53 amino acids. Lineage: Eukaryota; Parabasalia; Trichomonadida; Trichomonadidae.